Ectocarpus sp. CCAP 1310/34 is the source of this 5812-nucleotide messenger RNA. The record is from the annotation of a GenBank genome assembly. Lineage: Eukaryota; Phaeophyceae; Ectocarpales; Ectocarpaceae.
GCCACCUACUGUCCAGCUCUCUACUCUCUCCGCCUGCUGUGUUCGACAAGGUAUCGACAAGGUAUCUUGAAGAUCGACAAUAAGAUAGUGUGAUCUGGUAGAAGCUACUGCAACUGAGCGAGCUUUGGAGCGGCUCAAGGACGCCUGUUUCCAACAGCAGCAACGUCCAGCAGCAGCAGCACCACCACUCUUUGCAGCCUCAGCAACGUUCCGACAAGCGGUCUGGUUUAACAGGGUGUGAGAUGGUCCCUGACAAGGUCGAAGUGAGUGCCGCGGGCACUACCGCCGCCGCUGCCGCUGCUGCCACCGCCACCCCUUCUCCGACGGCGGCGGGGGCAGAGAUUGCCGCAACGGCGGCGCAGCAGCAGCAGCAGCAGCAGAAGAGGAAGGGGGAGAGCAGGAGAUCGCGGUGUUGUUGACGGUGCACCCGCCGCAGACGACGCCAGCUGAGGCGGCCGCGCCGCUUGUGCUCGAGCCCCUCGGGGGCGUGGAGCUCGUGAUGCAGGUGCGACAGCUACUGGGGGAGAUCCCACAGACAUGCCUCUACUCCGCCUUCCGUCUGGUGGCGUUGACGCCCGAGCCCGAAGGGACCGAGGAAGGGGCCAGCAGCGGCGGGGGGGGGGACGCGGUCUGGAAGCGGGAGGGAGAUGUGAUGAACGAUUUCGUGGAACUGAGGUCGAUCCCGGCCGUCGCUGCCCGCCCUGAGAAAGUGGAGGUCCGUAUGGAGCUCGAACCCUACACGGUCAGCACCGCAAGGCAGCACUUGCAGAAGUUCAGGGAGCUUCUCAAGUUCCCACCACCGUGCCAGGAUGGCGUGGGGCCCGGGGUGAAAAAGGGCGCCGGCGGCGGUGGCAAGAAGGGCAAGGGGAAGUCGGGGGGAGGCGGGAAAAACAAGAAAGCCAAAGAAAGUUCGGCCAACUCUGGUGCGACCGCUGCUAAAGCUGUCGUCGCCAAAGCCGAGGGAAGGGAGGGAGGUGCCGCGGCAGCGGUGGGAGAGGUUGAUCCGGCAGCCGAAGCCGCCGCGCAGCGUAUCCAGAGGGCGCUGGACAUCCGCGGGAGGCUGAAGGACAGUCGGGUGCCGGUGGUCGGUGCAGAGGGGCUUGGAGCGUUUUACGGUGUCGGUCUCGGACUCGCCGUCGAGGAAGUAGCGUCUCCAUCGCCGGAGGAGGGGGGCGGCAAGGACAAGGGGGGUAAGGACAGGGACGGGCCAAUCACGUGCCUCAAGGGGGUUUCGGUGUCUGCGUGGAACCCGCCCCCUCCCCAGCGGAGGCUGGUGGGCGACCUCAUGUACCUGGAGGUGGUGGCGUUAGACGGGACUGUGAUCAACAUCACCUGCACGCAGGGGGGCUUCUACGUGAACGGUACCAGCCGGGGAAACUUCGAUCCAAGACCCAUCUCCGGGAACCCUUGCCAUUCCCACGAGCUCGCCGUGUGCCUCCUCGCCAGAAACUCCAGCUUCGCCAAGGCCUGGAACAAUGCCGUGGCUCAGGCGUGGGAGCGCAUCCAGUCCGAUGACCCCGUCCACGCCCUGGCGAGGGCCAUGCGGGAGGGUAGAGGGGACACGGUGAUGGUGAAGCCACAGUGGAACAUGCCUAUCCCCGAUCCCAAGUGGGGAGAACACAAGGCCGACCCAGGCCGCGCCCAAGACGACCUUUCUUCCGGGUUUGGUAUGGAGGACAGAGGCGUUCCUAGGGAGUGGAACGACGAGUAUCAGUGCCUGCUGGAGCUGCCCAGCGAUACCGCCGAGCUGAGCCUGACGCGCUCUAGGGCCCUGCACAAGCUGCUGUGCGAUUUCCAGGACGCUGCCACGGCGGGGGCGGUUGCCAUCAGCGAUGGCUUCAUCCCCCCUGCAAACCCCACGGAGGCGGAGCACAGCCACGUGUUCGUCUUCAACAACAUCUUCUUCAGCUACGCCGCGGACAGUCCGGACGCCUACAAGGCCGUGUCGGGAGACUCGGCCGCUCGCAAGUCUGCCUCGCAGGACCUUGCUAGCGUGGUGGCCCUCAAUCUUCUCGGCGAGGCCGUCCACCCACAGCUGAGCAUCAAGACCCUGGCCACGGCUGUCGUAGACUUUGGCGGAAGGCGGCUGAUCGCGCAGUCUCUCGUGCCCGGCAUCCUCAACGGAGACCAGACGAACAAGGUAGUGUACGGUGCGAUGGAGCACGGUCAGCCUCUUCGUGAGAAUGACAAGGUCUCCUCUCUCCUCAAGGACGUGGGGCAGCGCCUCAUGAUCGCAGAGCGCGAGAUCGACGCGGUACCCAUCAAGAAGCCGCCCUUUUCUUCGUCUUCGACCUCUGCGGGCGGUGUGGAGGAGAGCGCGCAGAAAACGUCCCCAGGUAGUGGUGAUGAGACAGCAGAGUCAGCCCCGGCGACGGUGAAGAUCACAGGGGCUGUAGAGAUGAAGGGGAUCGUCGGCAGCGAUGGCAGGUCGUACCUUUUGGAUGUUUCUCGAGUUACUCCCCGCGAUGCUAACUGGGUGCGGGGGGCAAAGGGAACCGGGGGUUACAACGAGUGGAUGGCGGCUCAGGUAGACGAGCCGGUGCUAACCGUGGGAGACUGGGAGAGGGAAGAGGCUGGUGAGGGCAAGGGCCCGGACCUGAGCUUCGAGAGCAUGGCUGUGCUUCGGCCGGAGCUUCUCACCAUGUUCACGAGACACAAGGUGGGGGAGUGGUUCCGGGCGCGCAACUCGGAAAAGCUUGGUGGCGACGCCGACACCCCUGCGCCAGAAGCGAAGAAUGAAUCAGGGGACGCUGGCGAGGUGUCCCCACUCCCCCUCACGCCCGAAAAAAUGCCUCUAGCGGAGAAGGAGACCAUCCCCUCCCCAUCGGUGCUGGCGGAGGCUGAGGUGGGCGGCGGCGGCAGUAGUACGACCGAGAUUCCGGUUGAGGAGGGGGGCUCCGUGGUUGCUCCAGCCGGGGUGGAGGAUGCGGAAGAGGGGGAGGAGGAGAAGGCUAUGAAGGAGCUGAGGAUGUCGGAGGAGGAUCUGACGAAGCUGAAGGAGGAGCAGGAGGCGCGCUGCAAGGAGCUCGCCAUGAACGUCAACGUGUUCAUGCCCUACAAGGGCUGCGUUGGCGAGGAGCAACUGCUUGCCGAUGAGGAGCUGGCAAGAAGUGCCGCUCGCCACCUGUGGGACGUGGCCCUGCCGUUGGUCACGGCUGAGGUGAAGAGGGGGUCCCUCUGCCCGCUGGACUGUGCGGAGCUCGCCAAGGUGCUGCAUGGAGCGGGGAUUAACAUGCGGUACCUCGGACGCCUGGCGACGGUGGCUAUCGAGGAGGAGGCCGAGGACGCUGCCGUGAGGGCUGACGGUAAGCUCCGCCGUUGGAGGAUGCCGUUGUUCUGGCUGGAGAUGCUGGAGACGGAAAUGGUGGCCAGGGCUGCCACGCACGUGUUUAACCGCUACAUGGCCAUGUGCUCGGCGAGGGCCAGACACGCACCGGGCAGAGCGGUCCAGCAGUUCCUCAACUGCCUCAUCGGGGGCACGGAGAAUCCGACAACAACGACCACAGCCGCAGACGGCAAGAGAAACAGCGGUGCCACCGUCAACGGCACCUACACCUCUCCGUCAUCCUCCCCGCUGUCUUCCCCUACCGGAGGCAUCCCCGCCGACAGCUCCUGGAUCCCGGAGGAUGACUUCAGCCUCGUCGCUCUCACCCCCGACGGUCUGUGGCAAUCCGUUUGCGCCGAAGUGUUCUUCAGGUUCCGCCACCGGUUGGUCAUCUGGGGGGCGCCGUCGAAUGCGGAAAAUGCUGAGCGGCGUCACAAGCUUCCGCUGCUUCGGAGGGUGAGCCAGCGGCUGGGUGUAAGGGUGCUUAGCAAGACCUACAGGCUUGAGACCAAGGAGCCGUUCGCGCUGGAAGACAUUGCCGGAGUCUCCCCGGUGGUGAAGUCUUGCGUACCGGCAUCCCCAGCUCCUGAUGCCGCCGAGGCUCUGGAAAUGGCGCAGCUGCACCUCACGUCGGGCUCCGGGCUGCAAAUGGCCCACGACUUUGCGCACCACGCCGCCACCCUCCUCCUCCAGGCUUGCGACGGGAUGCACAGCAAGUAUCCGGCAGCUUUGAAUCUCCAGGCUAGGGUCAUGUACCUCGGGGGGGACCCUGACACAGCGGUGGCCCUGCAGCUCAAGGCCCUCGCCUUCUAUGAGCAGCUCGAGGGGCUAGACUCGGCGGCGGUGGUGAAGUGCCACGAACAGCUAGGACAGUACUACAUGACGGCAGGCAUCUAUGACAAGGCCUUGGCGCACAUGCGCGCGUUCUGCUACCUGGUAGAGCUCACGGCGGGCCCCAACCACCCGGAGCUGUCCAACGCCUACCACCGCAUGGGGAGGGCCUACCAGGACCUGGGCAGCGCCAUCAUGGCUCUCAGGUGUUACCAGGAGGCGUUGGAGAGGCAGCCAGGGGACCACAUGAUCAACCCCCGGGUGCACCACAGCGUCGCGGAGACCCUCGAAGCCAUGGGGGGAUACCCCGACGCGCUCAAGCACGAGCGACUGUCCCACGCAGGGUUUAAGGCCGUGCACGGAGACCAGCACCCGCUAGUCGCCAAGAGCACGCAGAACAUCCGGGCCUUGACAACCAAGCUUGUCAAAGCCGCCCAGGGCAACCCGAGCCAACCGACCUCACUUCUGUCAGAAGCAAAGGCGGCGGCGGCGGCAGCGGCGGCAGCGGCGGCAGCGCCCCCCUCCCAACAGAACGCCUCCGGAAAGGGCAGUGGGAAGGCGGCGCCCGCGGCGGAACCGGCAGUAGAGGCUAGCGCGGGCUGUAGCGACGGUGGGGUGGAGGAGAGCAAGAGCAGCGGGCAGGGUGGGAGUUCUAACGGCAAGAAGGGCUGCUCGUGUUGUCAGGGCAAGAAAAAUACUAGUGCAUGAUAUGUAGUUUGGAGAGGUUUCGUGUUCUAUGAGAAGGUUUGGUGCAGGCAUGAUGGUGAUGGUGCUAAGGGGGUACUGCCUGUGUGUGCUGGCAGGGUUGGGGUUGAGGAAACAAGGCCUUCCUCUCUGCCUGGUUACCCCUUGUGACGAGCAAGACUGUGGGAAGGAAUAAUUGCUGUCCAAUGUGUUGUUUCUAACAUCAACAACGCCUCCGGCGGUGCGUGUCCUUUCCCUCCAGACACUACUCACCUAUAGUUGCGUGGCCAGUUACACUGGAAUGACGACCGUGUUUAGAUUUGGUCAGCUUGCGAAAAAAAAGCUCGACAACAGUGAGACCCCUGAAAUACGUACAUGUACACCCCCGAAAGCCCAUCUGGACGAGGGAGGGGCGGCCGGGUUGUCCUUGUGAUCCUGUCGGCCAGCUAGUUGGAGGCCCAGAAGUCCAGGGAAUCCCACAGUUAUUUAGGUAGGCUUGACAAGGCUAGGCGUUGGGGAAAGCGCGGUGUCUUGCGGUGCGUGUUGGUCACGCGUGUGCCAGGAAAGGGGGGAAUUUAUAGGUGUGUUUUGUGUUUUGUGUUGUUGAUGGAAAGAUCCAGCGACAGGGCCACCACGCUGAGUGAGCCAGGUUUAUCUCGUAGCGUAGAGACUAUUAUUGCCAAAGUAUUUCUCGGUUAACACCCAACGACACCCCCCCUUCACGUUUCGAAAUUUUAUUUCGGCGUCACCCCUUAAAUACCCAGCCCCUUGUCGGCUUCGUUGAUUUUUGCAAGCACCGCAGGAAGGGUGGAUAGGGGGGAACCCUUAUUCUGUAUCAUUUGACAGGGGAUUGGAGCAACAGCAGCUCCUACCCGGCAGAAAUGCUGUGAGCUCUGAUUUCAAGUGACAAAACAAUGAGAAAAAGCUCCGAAGGCCGGUCGGCCGGGCAACCUCGUACAGUCUGACUCUCCA